AUGGCUGAAAAUCACACUGAAAUCAAAUUGUCCAAGAUCCCGCAGUUUCAGAUGAACGUGGUCCCUACGUCGGCUCCAAAUGUAGCAGUUGGUAUUUUGUGCGUGAAGCUAGGUUCAACAAAGUUCACAACACCAGCUACGGAUUGCCCCCGAAUUCAAAUAACAUUAUCAACACACGACUCCCGUAAGGAAGGUGAUGAUCUGACCUUGACCUGUACUGCAGACAGCAAUCCCAGUCUGUCCAGUCUGACCUGGAUGUUUGGAGGACAGACCGUGGGGCAUGAUGGGAGCUUGAGAUUAACAAAUCUAAGUAGAGAAGAGCAUGGUCAGUACACCUGUGAAGCAAGAGUCUCUGCUGGUCGCUAUGGAAACCUGGUGAACUUGAGUGACGUUCAAGUUGUCGUCAACUAUGCUCCCAGUGUCACCUUCCUUUCUUUAAAUUCAACUGAAAAUAAUUCAUCAAGUAUCAUCUGCUCUGCUGAUGGUCGCCCUGGCAACAUGAACUUCAGACCUUUCAGCCAUUACUGGAAUAGUGUGAAUAUCAGGAAUGUGACUGGCAGAUCUGUUGGAAAUAACCAAUACACACUGACAUUUAAUCGUUCUACAUAUGAAGACAGCGGGACGUACUACUGUACUGUUGAUAAUGGAGUUCCAGACAGGUCGGGAACUAAACAACAGACAGCAAGCAGUGAAGUUUUCAUUUCAGGAACACCUAAGAUUACCAAGGAGACUAAGGUAGAUGAUAUUUUGGGAGUUGAAGUUAAUAAAUCAGCUAUUUUACAGAAAACUGUGUUUUCCAAACCAAACUAUACUGAUUUCUAUUGGACGAAAUCAGGUAACAACACAAAUUAUAGUUUGACCACCAUCAAGGCAGAAACUAUUACUUUGGACAUACACAAGAAAACAGUAGAAGACUCAGGCUACAGAAUCUCUCUCAAUAUCAGCAGGUUCACUCAGGAAGACGUAGGAACCUACACACUGAAUGUCUGUAAUGCUGUUGGAUGUUCUCGGUUUUCUGUAAACCUGACAGCAGCAGGUCCUCCUUUUCCUCCAAAAGAGUUCCAACAAGAAGGAGAAUCAACGUCUGACACAGUGAGGUUGUCAUGGUUACCUAACUAUCCAGGCGGAAAUUUCAAACAAAGAUUUAUACUGGAGUACAAACUGCAGAGUGAGUCUGAAUGGAAGACUGGAUGGACAAGUGAACAGUUUACAGAUUUACCGCAAAACAAGAAAGUAUUUUCAAACAUCACAAACCUCAAGGCUAACCAGGUUUAUGAUCUCAGACUGUCAGCUGAGAACAAGCGACCAAAAGACAAUGUCAGUGAGUUUGUCACACUGAAAGUGACGACAAAAGGUUUGGAUGAACCAGGAAUACCUAGUGCUUUGAUUGGUUCAAUUGCAGGAGGCUCUGUUGGUUCUGUUGUGAUUUGUGUGAUAGUGAUCGGCAUUGUAUUGUUUAGAAGAGGCACUUUAGCUGGAUUGUUAGGCAAAAAGAAAAAGGAUCCUGAAAAUGGUCUUCAUACAAGUGGAGAUCCUCAAAAUGGACCAGUAUUGCCAGUGAUGGAAGACAAUGACUUGUAUUUCUUAGGUGGUGAUGCAAAGAAACCAGAAUUGCCAGUAUUAGAGGACAAUGAGUUGUACUACACACAUCGAGGUGAUGGUGCAAAGAAACAAGAGGAGUCAGUUUCAGGAAAGAAUGAUGUACAAGAUGGCGUACAGCCAAGUACAAGUGCUGGGGUAUCAUCUAAAAACACAGAGAGUCUGUAUGCAUCUGUGAUGAAGAAUGCCAACACUAGUGAAGACCGGAGAAGCAACAAGAAAGGACCAAAGGAGAAAGAAACAAAGAAAACUCAUGAAAAGAAAAAGAAAGAGAAACAGCAUGAAAAAUCCAAGGACAAAGGAAAGAAAGUGAAAGGUGUAGAAAAGAAGAUGAAGAAGGGAAAGAAAGAUGACAUGAUACCACUGAAGCAAGCAUCUGCUACAAGAGGUGAUGUAUAUGAAAAUGUUGAGCUUGAACAGGACAAUACAUAUGCAAAUGCUGCAUUUAAUGGAAAAGAGGAUGCGGUCUGUGAAAACAUCCAGGGUGCGAAGUGUGGCAGAGAUGAAGAUGGCCUGGUGUACGUUGGUAUAGACUUCUCCAGCACUACCCCAAGCAGAGCAGUGCACAAGACCGAGGAAUCUGUGGAGUACAUGUCCAUUGACUGGAACAAGAAGGCUAAACCGCUUCCUGAUGGAGAUGAACAGAAGGAAGGCAAGAGUGAAAAGUAGAAGUCACUCAACAGCUUCUCCGUUAGAACAUUUUAACUCCUAGCUUGUUUGCUGUCACUUGAUUAUAUAUUGUUUUUUAUUAAUACCAAUCAUCAAUAUGAUUUUAAUAUAGCAAUUGCUACUAAGAAUAUUUUAAUCAACAAAAUGUUGUAAUAAGAUGAUUUACCAGUAUUUCACCUACCGUAUAUUGCCGUGUGUUAGCCAACUUGUGAAGUCUAUAAAUACUUUACAAAAGAAGAGUCUGCUUAUACACGGAGGCAACAAAUUGGUUCAUAAAAAAACGUAACUUACAAAUUUGAUCAGACCGUACAGCCUUCCACAGCUUAUGUAACAAUAAUUUGUGUACAGUAUAAAUAAAACACCUCAUCAUGCAAUGUUAUGGGGGUGUUUUGUUCUUGAAUGCAUUAAUAAUUUGUCAUUUCAAUGGUAAAAAUAUGUUCUUUCCAACCAUCUGCCAUCUCUGUUUGACACCUAUAUAAUUUUGUAAGCUCUUGUUUGAUUGGAUCACACAAUUUUGCUACCUGCACCAGUGUAAACAGCAGCUAUGGACCACAGAAUCGUUUUUCUGUGUGUGGGGAAAACGGGAAUUAAACAUACCUUGAUGAGUUUAUGAUUUGCUGUCCAGUGAAUAAUUUAAUUACUUAUGUGCAGUGAUAUGUUGUUACAAACAGCUUGAAUUGUUUAUUUUCCUAUUGUGAUUUUAUUGGUGCUAAAUUAUUUUUGCACGGCAUGGAAGACUUUAGAAUUGUGAUAACGAUUACCAUGUCUGUAAUAAUUAAAGGGGAAAAAAUAUAAUGAAAACGAAAAGCACAAGUCUAUUUGUUGACAGUAUUAUUGAAAUCAGUACAAUGUACAAUUGGACAAGAGAUGACUUCAGCUUAUACACAAGGCCAAUGAUUUGUACUUGAUAUUUAGAGUCAAACUAAGAGGUCGGCUAAUACACAGCAAUAUAUGGUAGUAAAAAAAAAAGUAAUGUAUACAUUAUAAAAGAUCCAUUUUUAAAAUUAUUUGGAUGAAAUUUAGCAUGGUCAUGUUGAAUUAGUUUGUCUGUUGACAGCUUUGUUUCAUGUUUAGUUAAAGGGACAUUUCUACAAUUUUUAAGAUGUUAUCGACUAACAGACUUUUUAACGAUUGUAAUUACAUAUCAAAUAU
This is a messenger RNA of Gigantopelta aegis, 3420 nucleotides long. RefSeq lists its product as uncharacterized. The coding region runs from base 1 to 2268 and encodes 755 amino acids. The record is from RefSeq and is a predicted model, not a curated record. The transcript has 16 exons. Gene Ontology annotation, molecular function: cell adhesion molecule binding. Gene Ontology annotation, cellular component: cell-cell junction. NCBI's taxonomy places the organism in Eukaryota, Metazoa, Mollusca, Gastropoda, Neomphalida, Peltospiridae. Gene Ontology annotation, biological process: cell-cell adhesion.